AUGGAAAUACAAAAACCAACGGGCAGUGCUGUCCAGAGUAGCGUGCUUGCCUAUGCUGAGAAGCAUGUACUUAUUCGUGACGAAAAGGAUCUCAACGAGUGGAACAUCAGACUUGCGAACAGAGAGAUUUUCGAAUGCUACGCCGACUUCUUCGGAAGAAUAAUCAUUCCCAAUGCACAUUACGGCCGUGGAGACAAUGCAUUUUACACUCUCGUAGAUUGUCUUUUCACACGUGAUUUUUGGAAACAAUUCACAUGGACGGGGAUAAGCCGCGGUGAAAAGUGCAAACGUGGAUUUCGCGAGUACGGCAACGUUACUCAGUUGUUGUUAUGCAUCAUACAAGUUGGCGAUCCCACUUAUAAUGCUCAGAUGAUUGAAGCGUUCUGCAAAACCAAAUUUUUCCGUCAUUGCAAGCAACGAUCUGAUAGUCGAUUGCUUCGAAAAUCAACUGUCCGCCCGGGACGUGGUUGCAAAGGCGAGAAAGGAAACGACAAAGCGAAAAAAAGCGACAGAGGUGAACGAGAAGAGGAAAGAGAUAAAAGUGUUGAAGUAAGAGCCAACGAAGAAGAGGUCAAAGAUGCUAACGGAUAUCAUGAAGAAGAAGAAGAAGAUACUGAUCGGGAUGCUAGCUAUGAGGAAAGCGUUUGCGAAGAAAACACUGGCAACGACUUGUGAACUUUCUCUCCUUAUUGUAUUUUCUCUUGGAUAUUCUGAUUUUGACUCAGCUGAAGAACUUGAAAUGUGAUCGAAAUGGACAACACAAAGAAAAAUAAAUAUUAUAGAU
This is a messenger RNA of Wyeomyia smithii (pitcher-plant mosquito), 784 nucleotides long. RefSeq lists its product as uncharacterized. The transcript has 2 exons. Bases 1 to 675 code for a protein of 224 amino acids. Lineage: Eukaryota; Metazoa; Arthropoda; Insecta; Diptera; Culicidae. The record is from RefSeq and is a predicted model, not a curated record.